Molecule: messenger RNA, 1069 nt
Organism: Mya arenaria
Lineage: Eukaryota; Metazoa; Mollusca; Bivalvia; Myida; Myidae
Biological process (GO): signal transduction
Molecular function (GO): protein binding
Source: RefSeq, a predicted model, not a curated record
UGGAAAUCCAACUUGAAAACGAAAAUAGAGAAUAUGAUGUCAGCUUGAAAACUUCUUUUUAAUUCAAUGUUUUUAUUUUUUUAAAUUUUAUUAUAGAACAUUCAUAAAUAGCUGCCUGUGGACGUGGAAGAGGUCUCCUACUGUUCAUUACAAUGAGUGGGGACAGUAUAGCUAGGUGCCUAGAGAUGGUGAUAGGAGGAGCUGGUGAUGACCAACUCACCAGUAGCUGUAUUUGCUCAAUUACUCCGAGAAAUUGCUCAUGCAGAUAUAAUCAAGAUCUCAACUCCAUGUACAGAGGAUUAGAUGUACAUAUUGCCGGGUCCAAGACUCUAGUUUGCCAUCUUAGAACUUCAUCUCAUCCACCAUUGAAAUCCAAGAUUUCUGAAAAGACUAGCAGUAAAUCCAAGACAAAUGGCUGUGAUAAUAAAACCUGUGAUAGAGACAAGCCAGUAUUCCAAGAAGGUCUAACAGAUGGAGGCAGCAGUAGAUGCAACCUUUCUACACUGAACUUAGUGAUGUUAUAUUUUCUCAUCUCAAGUCUGAUUUUCGAUAAGGCCCACUCACAAGGAGUGUUCAUAGAAGUUGAUGACAUCUGUAUUGGUACCUGUGUUGCCCAGAAAGAUUGGAAGUUUAAUGGAAAUUGCCCACAAACCCACUGUGACUAUCAAUGCGCCGCCCAACGCCUUGCCCACCAAGUUGGUCUUCGUGACAGAACGAAGUACCACUGUGCUCUCAAUUACCAUAACCGCACCGAGAAUAGGCAAACUUGGGCUGAGGUUCAAAAUUGCAAAAAAGGGGAGCAGCCAUAUGUAAUGUUGUAUGGUAACACAAUAGAAUUGCCAACAAGCAAGUGGAUGAUAGUAUGCGACAAGUGUAAUGACAAUAUGUACUACAACAGCGAUGAAAGUACCAGUUCAAAUACAUACAAUACCUGUACAUUUGAGAAAAGGAAUCGAUGCACUCCUGAGAACCAUAAAAUCAAUUGUGGAAUACCAUGGGAGGAGAGAACAGAGUCGGAUGGAUACUGUAGGUGUGACUAUGAACAGGGCUAUGCCCCUUUUAAUGGGGA